AGGAGUUUGCACUGAGUGGACUUGCACGACCUGCAUUGUUUUAGAGUCCUGCGCGUUGGAUUAUGCUCUUCAUCCUGAUCUGUGGUUCUCACCGCAUCCAUUGAGCUUGCAGGUUUAAUACCGAUUUAGUUGUGUUUUUUCUGAUGGUCACUGCAUUCUUUAUUGAAUGCAAACAUCGUCAUGUUUAUCAGAACAACUUUUCUCCUCUGCUUUGUGGUUUCACUCUCAAAACCUGUGCGUUGCAUGGAAACCGAACGUUGCUUCCCUAUUAGAUUGGAUAACCACAAACAUGACAGGACGGAUUUUGACAACGACGUGGAAAUCCAAAAUGGAAAAUGUGUUUUAAAAAUACGAGCUUUCCAGCAGGAAUUUGUGAUCGAUUUACACCAGGACUCGAAUUUUAUUGCGCCUUCCAUUUCUAACCAAGACGCAUUCUGGCUCUCCAACACCGAUGUCACCACUGACCUCAGCCGGUGCUUUUACUCCGGAUACGUGCACGCUGACCCGCAUUCCUACGCUGCGUUGAGCCUCUGUAAGGGUUUAACGGGUGCAUUCGGCUUCCGAGGCUGGGAAUACUUCAUCAGCCCGGUGCUAAAUGACACCACAAGCGCAGAAGGUGCGCACAUCAUCCGGCGCAGAACCAGCAACAACCUGAAGCUCAAUUCAACCUCUAGGUGCGCAGUGGACAGUGACAUAAGUCUCCAGGUUGCGCAAUCAUUGGAGAAAUACAGGCAACUAAAAGAUUACAACAAUGUGACCGAAACAAUGCUGAAGAAGAUGGGGAGAACCAAAAGGUUCGCUUCCAUCCCCAGGUACGUGGAGGCGCUCGUGGUGGCGGACGAGUCCAUGGCGGAUUUCCACGGAGAGGACUUGAAACACUACCUCUUGACACUGAUGUCAGUGGCAGCGCGGCUCUACAGACACCCCAGUAUCCUCAACUCCAUCAGCAUCGUGGUUGUGAAGAUCGUGAUUAUAACCGAGGAGGACAAAGGACCAAAGGUGUCCGGGAACGCAGCCAUGACGCUGCGAAACUUUUGCACUUGGCAAAAAAAGAUGAACAAAAACACGGACAAGCAGCCAGACUACUGGGACACGGCAAUCCUUUUCACCAGAGAGGACCUGUGUGGAGCUUCCACCUGUGACACUCUUGGCAUGGCAGAUGUUGGCACCAUGUGCGACCCCAAGAGGAGCUGUUCUGUGAUCGAAGACGACGGCCUUCCCUCAGCCUUCACCACUGCUCAUGAACUCGGACACGUGUUCAACAUGCCACACGACAACGUGAGGGCCUGUGAGGACGUGUUUGGGAAACUACAGGACAACCACAUGAUGUCUCCUACUCUCAUUCAGAUCAACCGCACCAGCCCAUGGUCCCCCUGCAGCGCUGCCAUCAUCACUGAAUUUCUCGACAGCGGGCACGGGGAAUGUUUGCUCGACCAGCCUCAGAGACCGCUGGUCCUCCCUGACGUGAUGCCGGGAACGUCCUACGUCCUGGACCGUCAGUGCGAGCUCGCGUUCGGAGAAGGCUCCAAGCCCUGUCCCUUUAUGCAGCCUCCAUGUGGCCGCCUGUGGUGCACUGGAAAAUCCAACGGCCAUUUGGUGUGCAUGACUCGUCACUUCCCCUGGGCGGACGGCACACCCUGUGGGGACAAUCAGGUCUGCGACCAAGGGGUCUGUUCAAGCAAACAGGUUCGAAAUGUGAAGGUGGACGGUCGUUGGGGGAAGUGGGGACCGUUUGGUUCCUGCUCACGCACGUGUGGAAGCGGCGUCCAACUCUCUAAAAGAGAGUGUAACAACCCAGUUCCGUCAAAUGGGGGUAAAUACUGCCAAGGGGUUAGGGUCAAAUACCGCUCCUGCAACCUGAACCACUGCCCUGACACAGGUAAGACUUAUCGCGAGGAGCAGUGUGCAACCAGUGGCCGCAACUUUAAUAGCAACCGCAUCGACCCCUCCGUGGUAUGGGUACCCAAGUACUCUGGAGUGUCCACUGACGACAGGUGUAAACUCAUCUGCAGAGCGAACGGCACUGGCUACUUUUAUGUCCUGGCACCAAAGGUUGUGGAUGGAACUCCAUGCUCCCCAGACUCCACAGGAGUGUGUGUCCAAGGGAAGUGCAUUAAGGCCGGCUGUGAUGGAAAAAUUGGCUCCAGCAAGAAGUUUGAUAAGUGUGGAAUCUGCGGAGGUGAUAGCAAGGGCUGCAAAAAGGUGUCGGGACUCUUUACAAAGCCUGAGCACGGCUACAACUUUGUGGUCAUGUUACCAGUGGGCGCAGCCAACAUAGACAUCCGUCAGAGAGGCUACAAGGGAAUGAGGGGUGAUGACAACUAUUUGGCGGUUAAAAACAGCAAGGGCCACUACCUGCUCAAUGGGAACUACGUGGUGUCAGCUGGAGAGAGGGACAUCAUCAUAAAGGAAAGCCUGCUGCGCUACAGCGGCACAGCCGGCCUCGCCGAGACCCUGCAGGCUGUGAAGCCCUUGGGAGAAUCCCUGACUGUGGAGGUGCUGUGUGCGGGCCAGAUGACGCCGCCUCGCAUCCGCUACUCCUUCUACCUCGCCCGUCAGACUAAGGAGGACAAGACUCUGAAGAAGGAGGGCCGUGUGAACUCCCAUAACAGUGUCCUGGCUGAGGAUACUGUCAAAGAGCAUGGGGGAGACACCCUGAAGAAGUCUUAUAACAUGGAGGAUCCUGCUCUUGGGAAAUGGAUAUCCGCAGGUUGGGAUCAGUGCUCAGUGACCUGCGGCAGUGGGAUCCAGAGGAGGAUGGUGCAGUGUCUGAGACAUGACGGGAAGCCGGGGUUGGACUGUGAUCCUUCACAAAGACCCUCGGCCACUAGGGUCUGUGGAGACCCCUGUCCAGAGUGGCAUAUUGGGCAGUGGUCACCUUGCUCCAGAACCUGUGGAAAGGGCUUCAAGAGACGACCUUUGCACUGCAAAACUCAAACUGGGUAUCUGCUCCCAAGGGACCACUGCACUGGCUUACGCAAGCCACAGGAGCUGGACUUCUGUAAACUAAUGCCUUGCUAAUGACUGAAACCUAUGAACUACAAAUCUUUGUUAUGUUUUAAAAAGGAAAGAAUCAAAUCCACCUGCAAGUAUCACACACUCCGUGUCUGUCGGACUGCGUCAUGGGACAACAAGAAUAUUGGAAGGAGAGUGAAAGCCGCUGGAUCAAUGCUGGAAGAUAAUUUUCACUGCCAUCACUCUGACUUUAAACUCUGAUGGCAAAAUACUACGAUAGAAAGGUCAAACAAGAUGUAGUGGAAUCAUUUGUACUGUCAGCAGAUACAAAAUUUCCAUUUGCAAGCAAACAAUCUAGUGUACCUUAUGAGUCUGAAAUCCAUUUCAUGUCAUAAUGUUUUAACUGUUCAGGUUUCAAAGUUCUCGCUGAGUCUUGCAAGUAGAUCAGUGAAGCCUUCUGGUUUCCAAACUAUUACUCCAAUAAACCAGGAUUGACAUCCAUAACUUCUGACAACCUGGACUAACAUGUAUUGCUCACAAUACAUGGUGCCCAAUAUAGGUGUUUUUUCAGGGAGUCUUUCAAAAUCUUGGAAUUAAUUGAGAAAUGAAACAUCUCACAUCAUUUGCAUUGUUGUGCUUUCUGUUAUGCUCAUACUGCAUUUUUACAAGGCAAAUACAAUCUGUUGGUUAGCAGCUAUAGCAGAUAAAGGUUGAUACAAGAUUGGAUAGAUAUCUUUAGUAACAACCACUGUAUUUUUUUAUUUUUACUCCUGAUACAAACAAUAACGAUACAGCCAGCAUUGCUCCUCCAAAACUAGGUUUUCUUCAGACCUCACACUCAGUAGCAGUCAUGGAAACAGUUUAAACUAGAAUCUGAAGUCACAUUGGUGGUUUUUCAUGACAGAUCUGACUGAACAAAGCAGGGCAGGAGACAAUGGCCAGUGGUCCCUGUCAGCUGGUUUGCCCGCCAGCUCAGCGAUUUCAUCAGGCUGCACCAACCAUAACACUGCUCAUCUGAAAUAAUGGCUAUAAUGAAGCCCUCAUCUUAUCUCAAUAAUAGGCACACAUGCUGCAUUUAAUUUCCGCCUCCUUUUGUUCAGCGUGUCUGAUUGCUUCCUUCAUUUCCUUUAUCAUUCGACCACAACAAUUGUCUUCUCAGUUCAUACUGUUCAGCCAUGUCGAGUCAAGCCUGUCCGGCACAGUUACCACUGUAAUUUAUUAUCAAUGAAAAGAUAGAGCGGAGAGGGGAAGAAAAACUGUCAAUCCCUCUGUUAUGCUGUGCAGAAUUUGUGUUUUCCUGGAUCGCCUGGUCGUGGCCCCAAAGCCAGGGCCAAGCUGUUCUUUCUACAAACUUGCUGAAAUCCUGUAAUCCAUUAUAUUCAUGUUUUGUUUCUUGACGCGGCCACAUCGUUCAGUCCAACAUUCAAUUCAUGAUGGAUCCUGCGUUAGUUGGAUUGUCAUUUUUAUUUUGUAUCUGCUUUUGCACUUUGUACAGCAAAAGAAACCUAUGACCUACAUGGGCUGUAUUGUAUACUAUGUAUAUAUUUAUUCAGCUCUGUGCAAAAAAAAUAUGUAAAUACUUUUAAGAUACUUUUUUACACAGGCAUUUGUAAUUGUCUUUGACUCAGUGUAUUUAUUCCAAAAU
Molecule: messenger RNA, 4600 nt
Organism: Anoplopoma fimbria (sablefish)
Lineage: Eukaryota; Metazoa; Chordata; Actinopteri; Perciformes; Anoplopomatidae
Gene: adamts15a
Product: ADAM metallopeptidase with thrombospondin type 1 motif, 15a
Exons: 8
Coding region: 181-3021 (946 amino acids)
Biological process (GO): proteolysis; extracellular matrix organization
Molecular function (GO): metalloendopeptidase activity; zinc ion binding
Source: RefSeq, a predicted model, not a curated record